This is a messenger RNA of Rotaria sp. Silwood2, 846 nucleotides long. Lineage: Eukaryota; Metazoa; Rotifera; Eurotatoria; Philodinida; Philodinidae. The record is from the annotation of a GenBank genome assembly.
AUGCUUAUUCAUACACCUGCACAAGAACUCUACAAUCAAUCUGGGUUUUCAGCAAAUUUUUUGCAUCAUUGGGACUUAUAUUUCUUUGAUACAUGCACACCGGGUAGUGCAUUUCAUUUACAAAAAAUGUUGCAAAGUCUAUCAACAUCAAAACAACAAUCAAAUGAAUUGGUCAAAGAUAUUUUCUGUGAUUUAACUGCAAUGUUUAAUGAUUGUCUAUGGGACUUCUGUUCAAGAAUUCGACUAUUUCAAUUGCAAUUAUCACGUGAAAUGUUUAGCAAUGAACAUAUUUAUGUUUUCUAUAAAAAUGAAACAAGUGUAGCAACACGAGUAGCAUGUUUGGAAAAGAUUCUAAAACAAUCUAUUCGUUUGCAAGAGCAAAUUGUUGACAUUUAUCAUGAACAAUAUUCAAAGACGAAAACUUCAUUAGAAAGUUCUUACAAUAAAAUUUAUCGAAUAUCCAAAGAUAUCUUAUGUGGUAAACGAUUCUUAGGUUUAGUCGAUUCUCUUCAAUUUCAAAUUCGAAUAUCAUUUACUAAUUUUGUUUCGAAUAUCUUGAAAUAUCUUGCCAACGAUUAUGGUUUGGAAUCAUUAUGGAAAAUGUUGACAACUGAACAAAAUGUCGGUUCUAUUCUAAAUUUAAUUGAUUAUUCAUCAUUUACUAUUGAUGAAGAUGAAAAUAAAAAGUCAAAUUUACCAAUUCAAGGAACUUUUCAAAUCGGUUCACAGUAUUCAUGCAUUCCACAAACACCACUCUAUCAAUUAUUUCAUCAACGGAUAAAAUCACAUGCCAAUGAUAUCAAAGAACAAUGGAUUGCUAAAAAUACUGAAACCACCGGUUCGUAA